AUGUCGAGGAGAUUAGUUCGAGAUGGAAACAAAAGGAUUGUUCGCUUGAAGGAAGGCGAGGCCGCUGGAAGGCACGUCGUCAUUGUGGACGAUCUAGUGCGCUCUGGAGGCACUCUCAAGGAAUGCCAGGUUCGUGUAGUAAGAUUUCUUCAUCGUUUCUUAGCCAGUGUCUUUCAGAAUGUACUACAAGCGAAUGGAGCCACGAAAGUGAGUGCUUACGCCACACACGGCGACUUCCCUCACCAAACCUGGGAGCGAUUUCUUCACGCGGCGGGAGGCGUCCAUAAUGCGAACGAUUUGAUCAGGAUGCACGGGCGAUUGGGAAAUGCCGCCAAGGCUCGGGAGAUUUUCGAUCUAAUUCCCGUGAAGGAUCGUCUGAGCUGGGACUACAUGCUGCUGGCCUACACCCAGGGCGGGUCGAUCGACGAGGCAUGGCGGAUUUUCGAUCAAAUCCCGCAGCCCAGCGUGUUUUCCUUCAACAUUUUGCUGUCGGCGCUCUCGCAGAGCGGGGAUUUUCGCGGGGCGCGCCGGAUCUUCGACGGGAUGCCGCAGUGGGAUGUGGUAUCGUGGAAUUCGAUGCUGUCCGCGCACAUCCAGCACGGAGACCUGGCAGCCGCGCAGAGAUUUUUCGAUUGUAUGCCCGAAAAAACUAUAGUCUCGUGGAACGCGAUGGUGUCUGCGUAUGCCGCGAAGGGAGACACUAGCAUUGCGAAGCUUUUGUUUGGCAAGAUGCCCCAAUGGGACGUGGCUUCUUUCAACGCAAUGUUGACUGGGUUUGACCAAGAGGACUACGUUUUGGAAUUGCGAAGAUUUUUCAACGCUCUUCCGGAGGCCAAUUUUGUCUCUUGGACUAUCGUCUUAACAGCAUAUGCCCGCAUUGGGCAUCUUUUUGAGUGUAAGGCCCUCUUUGAUGCGAUGCCACACAGAGAUAUAGUGGCAUAUAACGUAAUGCUCUCGGCAUUUUCCCAGCACAGUACUGGGAAAGAUUCCAAAGCCUUAUUUGAUACCAUGCCACAGUGGGAUAUGCUUUCCUGGACAUCACUUUUAAACGCAUAUAUCCAAGACGGGCAUAUUGAGCGAGCCAAACGUACAUACGACACAAUGCCAAUGCAGGAUACAGUAUCAUGUACGGUUAUGCUUACAUUUCUCUCUACGUAUGGUGCCAUAGUCGAUGCUAGGGUGGUCUAUGAAUCUUUGCCAUGCAAGGAUUUAGUUUCACAAAACGCAAUGCUAGCGGCGUAUGCCUCAAAAGGGUACCUUGAAGAAGCUCGAUUUUUGUUUGACUCCAUGCCACAACGAGACCUUGUUUCUUGUACUAAUAUGCUCAUUUCGUAUGCCCAAGUUGGUCAUCUUAACGACGCAAAACGUGUUUUCAUUUCCAUGCCGGAGCAUGACGUAGUAUCUCGGACCGUCAUGCUCAUCGCAUAUGCCGUGAAUGGGCAUGUUUUAGAAGCCAAUAAAGUGUUCGAUUUGAUGCUAGAGAGAGAUCUCACCGUCUGGAGCGCCAUGCUGGCUGCGUAUGCCUACACGGGGCACUCUUUUGAAGCCCGCCACCUUUUCCAAACCAUGAAUUUCAUUGAAGCAGCUGGUGAAUCCUGCUUUGCACCCAUUUUGAUUUCCCUGGGACAUGUUGGUGGGCUCGACGCCGCAAGAAAUUGCUUCGUGUCGUUGCAAGGGGACUUCGCGUUAAAGCCUACCAAGCAACAUUACGCGUGCAUGGUGGACCUCAUUGCCAAGGCAGGGCAUCUGGAAGUUGCCGAGCUUCUCUUGGAAACCAUGCCGUUUGUGCCUGAUGCUGUGGAUUGGACGUCCCUGCUUGGAGCUUCCAAAUCUCAGGACAAUGUCAAGCAGGGAUUCUGUGUUGCAAAAUCCGUGGUUGGCAUGAACUCACAAGAAUCAGCUGGUUAUUUACUACUGGCCAACAUGUUACACGCAAACAAAUCCUGA
Messenger RNA from Selaginella moellendorffii, 1947 nucleotides. Its product is annotated as pentatricopeptide repeat-containing protein At4g02750-like. The coding region runs from base 1 to 1947 and encodes 648 amino acids. Lineage: Eukaryota; Viridiplantae; Streptophyta; Lycopodiopsida; Selaginellales; Selaginellaceae. Gene Ontology annotation, biological process: RNA modification. The record is from RefSeq and is a predicted model, not a curated record. Gene Ontology annotation, molecular function: RNA binding; protein binding. The transcript has 2 exons.